UUAAUUUGUUUGUGUAAAAUCGUUAUUUUAUUAUUAUUAUUUAAGUGAAUUAUUCGAAUAUUCAUUGAAAUAACAUCAACAAUAUCUUCAAACAAAGUGAUCAAUUUCCAAAAAUCCGAUUAGUGUGAUUGAUUUCGUUUGUGGAAUUAAAAAGUUUCGCAUAAAAAAACUGUUGUUGAUAGAUGGCGAUUGCGUAGUUUUACGUCACGUUCUAGUGGAGUGUUUAUUUUGAACAAUUGUGUGAAGUAUUUUGAGAUGGAGCCUGUCACUUAUACCUCGUUUAGGACUGUUUCGGAGGUGGACCUUAGGGAAGAUUUUACCCCAGUGAAUGAUUAUAACACAUCGUUUGCUGACAUCGUCUGGUCAGCGCUCAGUACCACCACAAUAUUCUUGAUCAUUAUUUUUAUGGUCACUUGUAUCAGAGUAGUUAUUAUGGGGCAAAAAACGCGCAGUCCGCAGCAGAGGCGAAUGUAUGUGGGGUCUCGGGCCCGACCGUCUCUGGGCCAAGCAGAGCCGUCUAUAUUCGUCAGCCCUUCUAACCUGCCACCGCCACCCAAAUAUGAAUGCAUGGCCCCACCCAGUUACGAAGAGGUAGUGGGCGUACACUACCCGAACUACCAAGUGCAGCCAAUCACACAACCAAUCACAACAGCGCUAGCACAGACGUCUACCGACACAACGACAAGACCAGAAACCAGAAGUAACGAGACAGUUGUCAGGAAUAACGAUGAGACUAUCGUUACUGUAGUCAGCACGCCGCGAGUAGCAACUACCAGCUCGUGAUAAUACCGUUAUCGUUAAUUUAAUGUAUCAAGUCUUCCAGUUAAGCUGGCAGGUCAGGGCUAUGCAUUUAAAGUUUACUAGUCUGAACGUUUUCGUGAUGUGAUGUUAGGAAAGUUGUGAAAAUGGAUGAACUGUAUACAGACGCUUUGUAAUCUACAACUAGUUAGGAAGUCGUUGGUAACGCAACUACUUCAAUAACGGAACGUAAAACUGUUACCGUUAUUUGUGUAACGAUGGUCGUUAUUUUUGUAACAAGAUAUUGUUACGUUAUAUAAAUUUUUAUUCCUUGUUAUUAAAAAUGUAGGACCAAAACGUUAUUGUUUAAAGCGAUUGUGUUAUUUUAUAUUUUUUUACCAAAAAUAUUCCGUCUUUAUAGAGGACGCAAGACUGAGUGUGAUUGGUAAAAAGAAUCACGAAAAUCAUUGUAUUGUUAUGUAAUUGGUUCAAUAAUUCGAGAUAACGAUGGAAUUAUUGAAACAAUAUUCGAUUGAUCAAAGUGUUGAGUGUUGGAUCAAACAUUUGUCACACAUUUAUUGGACGAACACGUUUGGCCAACAUUCAAGAUGAAUUAUGUAUAUAUUUGGAUGUACCUAUAAUCGUUAUAUUUUAAAUAUAAAAUAUAAAUUUAAUUUAGAGUAAGCAA
Molecule: messenger RNA, 1426 nt
Organism: Spodoptera litura
Lineage: Eukaryota; Metazoa; Arthropoda; Insecta; Lepidoptera; Noctuidae
Source: RefSeq, a predicted model, not a curated record